Molecule: messenger RNA, 2763 nt
Organism: Synchytrium microbalum
Lineage: Eukaryota; Fungi; Chytridiomycota; Chytridiomycetes; Synchytriales; Synchytriaceae
Exons: 8
Coding region: 1-2763 (920 amino acids)
Biological process (GO): post-transcriptional regulation of gene expression
Cellular component (GO): cytoplasm
Molecular function (GO): mRNA 3'-UTR binding; protein binding
Source: RefSeq, a predicted model, not a curated record
AUGAGAGCACCUACUCCUACUAAACGAUCCGUAAUCGCCUCCUCUGAUGCUUCAUCAACAAACAUCUCCCAUCCAGCACCAAGAUCGUCAAGUGCCAUCUCUUCCCAGCGCACUCCUUCUAGUAAUAGAAUCAUCCCUUCGUCUGCACCUGCCUCGUCUUCACCACGAAAGACUUCUGUGAACACUGGUUUGUCACUAAGAUCAACCACAACAACGUCAUCGAGUGGUGGACUAGUAGGGUCAAUAAGAGCUGGAGCAAAAGAAUAUGGAAAUGGAGGAAUGGGUAUAUUUACUCCUGUUGAGCUGACCAAAAAGCCCUCUUCUGAUUCAGACAGAACACAAGUAACUCGACCCAUAUCUGCCAACUCAUCAUCUGGAAUCUCUGGACAGAGGCCAUCAAGUGUCGCUCCACGCCGAGACCUACAUACGACAACAUCACAAUCUGGUGAUGCAAGACGGGAAGAGGACACUGCUGCAAGAAAGUUCCAGUCUGCUUGGAGAGGAUUUCUCACCAGGAAACAAGUUCUCGAGAAUUUACAAAACCAAAUUGUGCAACUCAGUGCCACAGUCGCUGCACGAGAGGCACAAUUGGCUGCUGCUCAUGUCACUCAAAUGGCUGAAAUCGACAGGGCUACCGCCACUUUACGCCAACAAGCGACGAACUCGAUAUCGAAACUAGAGACUCGCUUACAAGAGCAAGAGCUUCAAGUGGAAUUCCUCGAUACUGAGCUGAAAGCAGCCUUGAAAUCGCGCCAUUCGAACGAUAAUGGUAGUCUAGUCGCAACAGAAUUCGAUGUAGUUGUUGGUAUUGAUGGUGAAGAAGUCUUGGCUGGUGUAAUGUCUUGGGAUGACGACGAAACCAAGGGAUCGGAAAAGAGUCUUGGAUCAGCCCAUUCCUUACUUGGUGGCGGCAGUGUUGGCACAGUCAAUAGCUCAGUCACAGGAUUGGCCAAUGCAACAACAAGAAGUAUUUGGGGCCCCAUUGGCUCUGAAGUACAACCAAUCAUGCCACUUUUUGCUUCCUCCAACAACAACAACACAGUACUACUCAAGAACGGUUUACCAACACCUGUUUCUACGGGCGAUCAUAAUUCAAGUCAAAUAUCGUCAGCAUCAGACUCUUUCUACUCUUCCUCCUCAAAGUCAUCUACAUCAGUCUCGACUCCACCACUCGAUAGUGCCCCAUUACCGUCUUCCGCUUCAGUCAUAUCUUCUACUUCAAGUGCUCCGUUGGCUGCCGUAAAAUCUAUAUGGGACUCGUCAACCUUUGAACAAGACUCUGUCCGUGAUGGAUCUGUAGCUAGAUACCCAAGCCGAAGAGCCAGUUUUGGUAGUGAGCGUAGAGGAAAUAUGGAUUUUAUGGCUGCACGAGAAGAAAGACGUGCUAGCUUUGAUCCAAGUAUUAUUAUGGAUGAACGUGAAGCUGUAGCUACUGUUGUGAUUGAGCCUACUGGACCCAUCAACUAUAAUCAACUUGUGGAUAAGAUCAUAAGAAUCAAUGAUCAACCUGCCUCCCUCUUGCUACAGCAGAAACUCAAGUCCUCUGAUCCAGCUGUUCGAGACAGUAUCUUUGAAGCCAUUCUGCGAGAACCAGCCAAAUUGAUGCGAAAUCGUUUUGGCAACUUUUUGAUGCAACGAUGCUUGGAAUAUGGAACUCAACAACAAGUCCGACUGAUUGGUGAAACUAUACGCGGAAAUGUCUUGUCACUCUCAUGCGAUCGAUUUGGAUGUCAUGUAGUUCAAAAGGCUCUCGAUACCGUUCCCGAAACUCUGAAACAAGCCUUAGUCAACGAACUACUUCCACAUGCCUCAUCAACCCUACUACACAGAUUUGCCUGUCACGUAUGGCAGCGUGCCUUGGAAAUAAAAUGGACGACCUGUGAAGCUCCUUCUAUAAUGAGAGCGGCAAACUCUGCUGUAGCUGGUCGAUGGCAUAUGGUUGCAGCUGAUGAAAGUGGAUCACUUGUAGUACAAUGUAUCUUUGAACGACGUGGUGAAGAAGAAAGAGCUGCUGUGAUGGGUGAAGUUUUGACUCAUGCCGUAGAGGUGUCAAGAGGGCAAUGGGGAAAUUGGGUUAUUCAACAUGUGCUUGAACACGGUGCACCAGCAGACAGAUCGUAUUUGCUUCGUGUGGUAGCUCGCAACUUGAAAGAGAUGGCUGCCGAUCAAUAUGCCUCAAAAGUUGUCGAGAAGGCUAUGAGAGUUGCUCCACGUCGAGAGUUGUCUGAAAUGGUGGAAGCUUGUAUCUCGUGCAAUGGAGGUCGUGACGGCGGCCGCCCGCCACUAUUGGACAUGAUGAACCAUCAAUAUGCCAACUACGUGGUUCAGCAUUUACUGCAACUAGCAGACCACAAUGGAAGAGAAGCAUGUGCUCGUGUCCUCGCACCUCAUCUACAAACAUUACGUGGCUCCAAAUAUGGUCAACGUGUAGCAGCUCUAGUCGAAAAAGUCCUUCGAGGUCGAGCAACUGCGGGAACAACCGGGAGCAGUCCGUCACCACCACCAUCGAUAGUAUCACCAAGUAGCAGCAAUGUCAGUGCAGGAGGGGCCACAAAUCAACAAGCACAAAUGUCGAAUUCUACUACUUGUACAUCUACGUCGUCAUCUGUUGCAGUAGCUCAACAACAACAUCAAAUGCAUAUGAUGGCUCAAAUGCACUACCAGCAAGCCAUGGCGCCUAUGAUCAUGCCUGGAGGAAACGUGCAGCCAAUGUAUUAUCAGCAGCAGCCGCCUCUGCCGCCAUCAAUGGCCACCAGAAUCUGA